AGCCUAUGAUCGCUGUCUGUUCAGGCUGCUUCUUGCUCUUGUCUCAGAACAAGAAAGGAGUGCUGCUUUCCUGGGGUAUGCUAUUUGAGAAAGAAAGUAACCUAACACUAACUGCAGGCGGGGUCGGAGUGAUGUAACAGGAAGCUCUGAUGUUUCCCUUCUGCUGCUGAUCACUUACAAUCUGACAACACUUCCAAUCUACUCAGAACAACCCUUUUCGCUCCAGCAGAGUGUCACCUCCUGCUUUAGGACCAUCAAGCUCUGCUAACAGGAUCUCCUCGUGCCUGAAGGAUCACAUUGCAAGGCACUCACUCUUUCCCACCUUGUCUGGGAAGUAAAUCUGUGCUGCGGAAUCUCAGAAAAUCAAAUUCCAUCCUAAGAAUAUUUCACCAAGAAUUUCCUUAGAAGCUGUGCUGGGUCAUGACCCCUGGAUUUAAGAAAUUCUUAAAGACAAUGUUGAAUAUGAUCCAAGAGAAAAUGUGAUUUUAGUCUGGAGACAAUUGUGCAUAUCACCUAAUAAUAAAAAUCCUGGAUUGCUGAUAGAAGAGAAAAUAUUUUGAAGAUUUCUACAGUUAAAAAGGAAAGCUACUUCUAGUUUGAUUCAUAUUAUAUAGCAUAUUUCAUUUUGGCCUUAAUGAUGGAGAAAAAAUGUAUCCUGCCCUCUCUACUUCUCUUGCCUUUUUUUAUGAUUCUAGUCAUAGCAGCAUCAGAAGAAGAGAGCUAUGAGAAAUCAAUUCAUUUGGGAGUUACUAGAAAUAAAAUCAUGACAGCUCAGUAUGAAUGUUACCAAAAAAUUAUGCAAGAUCCCAUUCAACAGGGAGAAGGCGUCUACUGCAACAGAACAUGGGAUGGAUGGCUGUGCUGGAACGACGUUGCAGCAGGAACUGAGUCGAUGCAGCUCUGCCCUGAUUACUUCCAAGACUUUGAUCCUUCAGAAAAAGUAACAAAGAUCUGUGACCGGGAUGGAAACUGGUUUAGACAUCCAGCAAGCAAUAGAACGUGGACGAAUUAUACCCAGUGUAAUGUCUACACCCCUGAUAAAGUGAAGACUGCACUGAAUCUGUUUUACCUGACUAUAAUAGGACAUGGAUUAUCUAUUGCAUCACUGCUUAUCUCACUUGGCAUAUUCUUUUAUUUCAAGAGCCUAAGUUGCCAAAGGAUUACAUUACACAAAAAUUUGUUCUUCUCUUUUGUUUGUAACUCUGUUGUCACAAUCAUUCACCUCACUGCAGUGGCCAACAACCAGGCCUUAGUCGCCACAAAUCCUGUUAGUUGCAAAGUAUCCCAGUUCAUUCACCUUUACCUGAUGGGCUGUAAUUACUUUUGGAUGCUCUGUGAAGGCAUUUACUUACACACACUCAUCGUGGUAGCUGUGUUUGCAGAGAAGCAACACUUGAUGUGGUAUUAUUUUCUUGGCUGGGGAUUUCCACUAAUUCCUGCUUGCAUACAUGCUGUUGCCAGAAGCUUAUAUUACAAUGACAAUUGCUGGAUCAGUUCUGAUACUCACCUCCUCUACAUUAUCCAUGGCCCAAUUUGUGCUGCUUUACUGGUGAAUCUUUUUUUCCUAUUAAAUAUUGUCCGUGUCCUCAUUACCAAGUUAAAAGUCACCCACCAAGCAGAAUCCAAUCUCUACAUGAAAGCUGUGAGAGCCACUCUUAUCCUAGUGCCACUACUUGGCAUUGAAUUUGUGCUGAUUCCAUGGCGACCUGAAGGAAAGAUUGCAGAAGAGGUGUAUGACUACCUCAUGCACAUCCUUAUGCACUACCAGGGUCUUUUGGUCUCUACAAUUUUCUGCUUCUUUAAUGGAGAGGUUCAAGCAAUUCUGAGAAGAAACUGGAAUCAAUACAAAAUCCAGUUUGGAAACAGCUUUUCCCACUCUGAUGCUCUUCGUAGUGCAUCUUACACUGUGUCCACAAUCAGUGAUGUUCCAGGUUAUAGUCACGACUGUCCCAGUGAACACUUAAAUGGAAAAAGCAUCCAUGAUAUUGAAAAUGUUGCCUUAAAACAGGAAAGGUUAUAUGACUGAAAAUAUAGGCAUUGUUGCCUGUUUUGUGCCACUCCUAACUCAAGGAUUUCAUGUCUUUACAACCAGGAGACUCAAAUUUUAAAUGAAUUUCUUGAAUGUUAUAAAGAAAAGCCUCCCAUGAAGUGUGUUGAAAAAUGUGUAACA
Carlito syrichta (Philippine tarsier) is the source of this 2170-nucleotide messenger RNA. RefSeq names its product calcitonin receptor like receptor (gene CALCRL). Gene Ontology annotation, cellular component: plasma membrane. Gene Ontology annotation, molecular function: calcitonin receptor activity; calcitonin gene-related peptide receptor activity; adrenomedullin receptor activity. Gene Ontology annotation, biological process: angiogenesis; cell surface receptor signaling pathway; adenylate cyclase-activating G protein-coupled receptor signaling pathway. Bases 635 to 2026 code for a protein of 463 amino acids. NCBI's taxonomy places the organism in Eukaryota, Metazoa, Chordata, Mammalia, Primates, Tarsiidae. The record is from RefSeq and is a predicted model, not a curated record. The transcript has 15 exons.